CGCGCGGCCGGGGCGGAGGAUGAGGACGAUGAGGAGGGGCCGAUUCUCCAUCCCGGCCGCGCUUUGUGUGGCCGCGGCUGUGGCCGCGCUUCUGCCCGCGGUGAGCGGCCGGCGGAGUCAGGACCUGCACUGCGGAGCGUGCCGGGCGCUGGUGGACGAGCUGGAGUGGGAGAUCGCCCAGGUCGAUCCCCGGAAAACCAUCCAGAUGGGUUCGUUCCGCAUCAACCCCGACGGCAGCCAGUCGGUGGUGGAGGUGCCGUACGCCCGCUCCGAGGCUCACCUGACGGAGCUGCUGGAGCGGAUCUGUGAGAAGAUGAAGGAGUACGGCGAGAAGGUGGAUCCGUCCACGCACCGCAAGAGCUACGUGCGCGUCAUCUCCCACGACGGGACCAAGCUGGACCUCUCCGGGGUCAAAAUCGACGGCGACGUGGCCUCCAGCCUCAAGUUUGCGUGUGAGAGCAUCGCUGAGGAGUACGAGGAUGAACUCAUUGAGUUCCUGUCCCACGAGGCUGACAACGUCAAGGACCGGCUCUGCAGCAAGCGGACGGAUCUGUGCGACCACGCGCUGCACCUCCCACAUGAUGAGCUGUGACGCCGACGGCCCCGGGCUGCGCCGACCCCACGACAGCACCAUGCUGCCCCACAGCCUCGGCCCCCUCCCCGCUGUGGGGGGGGAUUCUCCCGUCCUAUUUAUUCGCCGUCCAUCCCCUGCCUUGUGGGCAGGGACGCGUCCUUUGGUUGGGGGCGUUCUGGUGGCUGAUGUGUGGCUCCAGGUUCUCUCUGCUGCUGCCUGGGGCUGCUGUAGGGACAGCGGUGCUGCUGUGGGUCUGUUGGGCACCCGGGGCCCAAAUGCAGGAGGCAAUAAAUGGGGCCCGAUGUGG
Lagopus leucura (white-tailed ptarmigan) is the source of this 881-nucleotide messenger RNA. It is a transcript of the gene CNPY2, whose product is annotated as canopy FGF signaling regulator 2. NCBI's taxonomy places the organism in Eukaryota, Metazoa, Chordata, Aves, Galliformes, Phasianidae. The record is from RefSeq and is a predicted model, not a curated record. Bases 20 to 592 code for a protein of 190 amino acids. Gene Ontology annotation, cellular component: endoplasmic reticulum. The transcript is spliced from 5 exons.